UCCUGCAUGUGACAGUAAGAUGGCUGCCCCCUUAGCUAUUCAUCUGGAGUUUGGUGGAGGGGCGGAGCUUCUUUUUGAUGGCGUGAAGAAACAUCAUGUCACGCUUCCUAACCACACGGAACCUUGGGACAUGAAGCAGCUGCUGGUGUGGAUCCGACACAACCUGCUCAAGGAGCGGCCCGAGCUCUUUGUCCAGGGCGAUUCCGUGAGACCUGGGAUCCUGGUGCUAAUCAACGAUGCGGACUGGGAGCUAAUGGGCGAGUUGGAGUACCGCCUGCAGGAGCAAGACAACGUCAUGUUUAUUUCCACUCUGCACGGAGGAUAGAACGCACACAUGCACUAUUACGCCACGCUUGACUCAUUCACAUCCCAACAAAACUGAAGCCCAUUGGACGAUGCGUCAUCCUCCAGCCAGACCACCGAGGUGAUGGAUGGUCCUCAGGAGCCGGAGUGGACCUCAGAGACGGAUACUAUGCUUGCCCAGAGGAAUUUUGUUCCAACCUCGCCAUUUGUUUUUUGGUUUUUUUUUUUUGUUUGUUAUGAAAUUCCAACUAAACAGGUAUUAUGGCAGAAGGCUCUUGCAGGUGUUAAUGGGGAACACAAAUAUCAAAAAGUGUCCUGAACCUAACACUGCAACAUCUUUUACUUCCUUUAUUAUGUUUUUUUUUUUUUUUUUUGCCUUUUAGAAAGAUCUUAGACUAGUCAAGGAUUUUUUUUCUUUAAUUCAGAUUAAAACCUGUACAACAAGAACAAUGUUGAAGCGUGUGCCAUUUAACAAAUAUAUGUAUUAACAUUAUAUUGCUUUUUUUUUUUUCAAUGUCUUAAAUAUUUUUUUAGCCGCACAAUCAAAAUUGUUGUUUUUUUGUAAAAUAAAACCCUUCUGGCAGGGUAGUGAUGAUUACAAGGGUGCCAUUUAUCACGUAAAUUCACUCUCAUCCAAAAGCUUCAAGUUUUGAUCAUUUUUUGUUUUUCAAUUAUUGUGUAUAUUAUUACAGCGGUAUUUGUAAUUCAGGUCCUCAAGGGUGCAAUUUUUCAACACAAGCACAUCUCCAAAAACGUCCACACCAAAAAUGUUUUAACCCCAAUAUUUUAUUUUCAAAUAUACAAUAAAGAAAUGUAGUUUUCCUUUUAGUAGAAUACAAUUAAAUGAACACAAUAGCAUUUGCAUCGUAGUAAUUGAGAUGCAGUAAUUUUACAGUCUCCAAAACAUAACAAAUCUUGUUUUGUUUUUCUUCCCUGUGUAAAUGCAACCGAACCUGCUAUUGGGGGAAUUUAAUUUGUUAUACAAUGUGCAGUCAAUGACAGUUUACCCAAACGUGCCUCAUGUACAACAUCCAUUUGAUAAUAUUAAACCCUCCUCUCAAUGGGUGGUACUUUUUUUUUUUUUUCCUCAAAGGUUUUGCUGUAUUUUCUUUCAUGAGGAUUACAACAUUUAAAAAAUGACAUCACAUGUGUUUCCAUCUGAAACAACCUAGUCAUAACAAUGAGUUUUUAAAAAUUUGCCCAUCCUAAUGGCAUGACAUGAUGAAAUGAGUUAUUUUAAAAACGCCAUGUUCAUUCCAAAUACGUCUCUAUAAAAACAUCAAUAACAGCAGUAUUGUUUUAUUCGUAUAUUUCCCUGCGUAAAUAAGCUCGUUUUUAAAAGAAUAACCUUAAUAUUUAAAGGAACCGUUUUGAUAACAAUACAAUAGUGCAAUUGUAUUUAAGAAGAAGAAUACAUGAAAAUAAAACACACAACAAGAGUGUGACCAUGCAGGAUCACGAACAAUUUGUUUUCUUGCGAGGCCUUUCAUUGACAUUUUAUAAUAAACUGUUUUCAUCUAUUAUAUUAACGCAUUUCUCCCGGUUCAUUUUACAUACUGAUACUUUUUAUGUAUCUAUUUUUAUGAUCGCUGGAGGGACAUUUAAGGCCUGCUGCGCAACCGUGUGUGCGUGUAUGCGCGCGUCUGCGCGCGCGCGCGCCAGUGUAACUGCGGGAGGUCGAGGUGUCGCCUCGGGCUUGCCCUCUUCUACGAGCGCCCCUGGCGUCCAAAAAGCCCCCCCGUCCCUUUCCCCCCCUCCCAUUUUGCCAUAGAGUUCCAUUUUGCAACGGUUAAGCAUCCGAGAAUAAGCUGGAAAGGGAAUGCUAAUGAGGGCCUCAAUGGAAACUGAAACUCCUCCAAUUAGAGCAUUACGAAGAUUUGUUUCAUUUUAAAGGGGGCGAUUUCCUUUUGUACCUAGUUUAUUAAACAUUUUGUAAUUCAACACGUCUUUCAUUUUAUAGAGCAUGCACGCACUCAACAUAAUUGAUUGACAUGCAGCCAUCAAAAGUUUCUGCUGUCACUUUUAAAUCCAAGCAGAAAACGUUUAUGAUAACACAGAACUGCAUACUAGGGAAUGAUUAAUACGCCACAACCAUAUUUUCUUUUAACUUUAGUUUUAAUUAAGGUGUUGGUGGAGGGGGUCAAUCUACAGGCCCAUACAUAAUUGCUUUUGUGUGUGUAUAAAGCACCGCAUUUUCCACAUCUGUACACAAUCCAUAUGUUAUUAGACAGCAUUUGUGAAACAUUUGACAAUAAAAUAGUUCAAAAUGUAAUUAAUGUUGGAUUUAAAUCUCAAAAUAACUCGCAGUAUGCUGUGUGUGUAUUCUGAAUAUUGUAACACGGAGGUUUUGUUUAACUGAUUGCUAUUAUUUAAAGUGGCAAAAAUGUAUUCGUCACAAGGAAAGAGUCAUUUUAAGUUUUAAAACCAGUAGGAAUUUAAAAUUUUAAAAAAGCAUGUGUGCCACAGGCCUGUUGUGUAUGACGUAUAGUUUAAACAUUUAAACGGAAUCAUCGUCAAAGCACGAAUAAUAACAACGAAUAGCCAUUCUUGAAGAUAAUAUUUUCAGAUAUGGAAUUCUUUUUGUUGAGUGUUUUAUAUCGCCCCGUAGAAGUGCUUUUGUUAUUUUGUUUUUGUGUAAGCUGGUGGUAUAGCUUGUGGGGGGUGAUUAUCUGCUGAAUGUGCGUCACUGUUGCACGCAUGCAGUGCGGCCUGUCAGCAGCACUCAACUUACUGCUUUUCUACUAUUUGCCAAAGCAAAGUCGAUACAUCGACGCUGCCCCGCUCGAUAUUUGCCAUUUAAAGCAAACAGCCUUGAUUAGAUGUUCGACAAAGUGUAAAUACCAAUCGGGGGGCGACCCCUGAACGCAUCACGAGACGUUCACUCACCACUCGUCCCAACUAACCAUUUCCCUUAUACCUUACCUGCAGUGACACUCAAGAAAAAGCCAGGCCUCGACGUGACGUGUCGUGACGUGAUGAAUGUGAGUCUGCAGCAACAGAUGUCCAUACACAAUUCUUGGUGGUCGUAUUGGAGUGGACGCAAGAAUUGCGUUUGGACAAUCAGCCGCUAAAAGACCUUUGAUUUGUCCUCACGGGAAGGUAACAGAAAUGCAACGUCAAAUACAUGCUUCAAAUAUCAUUUCAAUGCUAUAUAUUAUUUUUUUU
Messenger RNA from Corythoichthys intestinalis (scribbled pipefish), 3468 nucleotides. It is a transcript of the gene urm1, whose product is annotated as ubiquitin related modifier 1. The transcript is spliced from 5 exons. Gene Ontology annotation, biological process: protein urmylation; tRNA thio-modification. Gene Ontology annotation, molecular function: protein tag activity. Gene Ontology annotation, cellular component: nucleus; cytoplasm. The coding region runs from base 20 to 325 and encodes 101 amino acids. Lineage: Eukaryota; Metazoa; Chordata; Actinopteri; Syngnathiformes; Syngnathidae. The record is from RefSeq and is a predicted model, not a curated record.